Molecule: messenger RNA, 2272 nt
Organism: Melospiza melodia melodia
Lineage: Eukaryota; Metazoa; Chordata; Aves; Passeriformes; Passerellidae
Product: prenylcysteine oxidase 1-like
Exons: 6
Coding region: 1-1494 (497 amino acids)
Biological process (GO): prenylated protein catabolic process; prenylcysteine catabolic process
Molecular function (GO): prenylcysteine oxidase activity
Source: RefSeq, a predicted model, not a curated record
AUGCCGGGCCUCCGCCGCCUCCUGACGCUCCUGCUCGGCGCUCUCUGCCCGCUCGCCCUCAGCCUCCGCCAUGGGCCCUCCAAGAUCGCCGUGGUGGGCGGCGGGAUCGGCGGCUCGGCCGCCGCGUAUUUCCUGCGGCAGAAGUUCGGCCGCAGCGUGCAGCUGCACGUGCUGGAGAAGGCAGCGCUGGGCGGCCGGCUGGACACGCUGGACGUGGAGGGGGCCAGCUACGAGGCAGGGGGGUCCGUGAUCCACCCCCUCAACCUGCACAUGAAGCAUUUUGUCCAGGAGCUGGGCCUCUCGGUCGCCUCACCCCAGGGCAGCCUUGCAGGCAUUUACAACGGGCAGGAAUUUGUGUUUGAGGAGAGCAGCUGGUCCUUCAUCAACCUCCUCAAGCUGCUGUGGCACUAUGGGCUCAACCCCCUGCGCAUGUCCAUGUGGGUGGAGGACAUCCUGGACAAGUUCAUGAGGAUCUACCGGUACCAGAUGCACGACUACGCCUUCAGCAGCAACGAGCGCCUGCUGCACGCCCUGGGCGGCGACGACUUCGCGCGGCUGCUGAACCAGAGCAUCGACGAGGCCAUGCAGAAAGCAGGCUUCUCCCAGAAAUUCAUCAACCACGUGGUGUGUCCUGCCAUGAGGGUGAAUUACGGCCAAGGGGUCACCAUCCCUGGCUUUGUAGGUGCUGUGUCCCUGGCCGGGGUGCAGUCGGGCCUUUGGUCUGUGAAAGGGGGGAACAAACUCGUGUGCUCCGGCCUCAUCUACUCCUCCAAGGCCGAGGUUAUCCCGGGAACAGUCGUGUCCAUAGAGCCAAAAACCAGACACCAGCGUGGUGGGGACGUGGUGAAGCUCUAUGAGGUCACCUACAACACGUCCUCGGGGCUCACAGGGGACACCUACGACAUCGUGGUCAUCGCGGCGCCGCUCGGCCGCAAGAUGGCCAACAUCACCUUCCGCAACUUCGACCCUCCCAUCCCGGAAUUCCCCAAUCCCUACCACCAGACCGUCACCACCCUGGUGCACGGGCGCUUGAACACCUCCUUCUUUGGCUACCAGGACCCCCAGGCCUUUCCCUUUGGGGCCAUUUUCACCACGGACAACCCCAAACUGUUCAUCAACAGCCUGGGUGUGGUGUCCCCCGUGGGUGACGCGGGCACGGGCGAGACGCUGCCGCUGCCCUCGGCCGUCUGGAAGGUGUUUUCCAACGAGGAGCUCAGCAAGGAGCAGCUCAGUUUGCUCUUCUCCUCCUACGACUCGGUGAAGGUGAAGCCGUGGCUGGCGUAUCCCCAGUACAGCGCUCCCGAGAGGUUUCCCCCCAUCGUGCUGCACGAGCAGCUCUACUACCUGAACGGGCUGGAGCGCGCCGCCAGCGCCAUGGAGAUGAGCGCCAUCGCCGCCCGCAACGCCGCCCUGCUCGCCUUCCACCGCUGGCACGGCCACGGCGCCAGCGUCGACCAGGAGGACCUGCACGAGAGGCUCAAAACGGAGCUCUGACACGCCCCCGGGGCUUAAUUAACGCUAACGAACUCUGUGCUGCGCCCCUCCGAGGAGGUGUUCCGUAGGAUCAUGGGAUCCUUAGGAUUGGAGGGUCUUAGAUCAUAAUGACCUUCAAGAUGCCAUAAUUAACUCUAAUGAACUUUGCCCCUCCAAGGAGGCGUUUCAUAGGAUCAGGGGAUCCUUAAGACUGGAAGAUCUUCAAGACCAUCAAGGUCUUCAAAAACGGCAAGACCUUCAAGAUGCUGUAAUAAACUCUAAUGAACUCCAUACUUUGCGCCUCCAAGGAGGAGUUUCAUAGGAUCAGGGGUUCCUUAAGGUUGGAUGAGUUUCAAGAAGAUCAAGACCUUCAGGAUCAUCAAAACCUUCAAGACCUUCUAGAUCCUCAAGACCCUCAAGUCCAACCAUCAACCCAACUGCGUUCACCGUUAACGAUUUCCUCAAGUGCCGCCUCCAUGUGUUUUUUGGAAACUUUCAGGGAUUCUGACUCUGCCACAGCCUAGGCUGGACAACUCUUCCUUCCAUGACAAAAUUCCUCCCAGUGUCUCAUCUUGAUGUCCCCCAGUGCCACCUGGAGGCUGUGUGGCCAGCUCAGGAGGGAACAGGAGCAGUGAAGCGUUCCCAGGUAAGCUGGGACAACUUUUCCUGCCAAAGAAAAAUUCCUCAGGGAGAAGAUGAGCUGCUGGGAGCUGCCAAAGUGGGUGGGAAAGAGGAAAAACCACCAAUAUCCAUCACUGUGUUCAGGUAUGAAGGAGUUAAUAAAGAAUUGUUAAGUGUC